UGGACGCGAUAGAAACAACCGGAUGCACACAGCGUCGUUGGUGCUGCUUCUCGCGGGCGCCGCCGCCGCGGCCAACUCGACCUUUGUCUUCAAGGUCGACAUGAACGUGCCAGGCGUUCGCGCCAGCCGCAACCAAGACAACGUGCUCAUCCCGUGCCAGAGCAACGUGUGCGUGCCGUCGGGCGGCGCGAGCUUGGAGUUUUGCCGAAAAGCGUGCAACUCGGAGGCCGGCCAGGCCGACUGCGCCGCCCAGUGCACCUGCAACGGUGCGAAACCCGGCUUUAUGUGCGCCGGCGUCUGCAACCCGGCCAAGACCGCCGACGAGUGCGGGUCGCCCGUCUUCCAAAAGUGCAUUGGCCAAGACCUCGUGUGCGACCGGACACCGCCGUCGCCCGCGCCGAGCCCGUCGACGACGCCGGCGCCGAGUGCUUCGCCGACGCAAGCCCCGACGCCCAGCACUUCGCCUAAACCGACGCCUAGCCCAUCCUCCAACCCAUCGCCCAGCCCAUCCUCCAACCCAUCGCCCAGCCCGUCGCCCAGCCCGUCGCCCAACCCGUCGCCUAGCCCAUCCUCCAACCCAUCGCCCAGCCCGUCGCCGAGUCCGGCGUCGACGCAGCGUGUGCGCUUCGUCAAGCUCCAGAGCCCGGGCGAGGCCCACCUGAUCGAGUACUACACGGGCGUGUACUUUGGCGCGGGUCAAAACAACGCGAACGAUGCGUUCGAUUGGGACCCGUCGAUCGGGUCGAUUCGCUCGGUGAGCGGCAACGCCUGCCUCGACGCGUUUCUCGCAAACGACAAGAAGCUCUACGUGCACACGUACCCGUGCGACGCGUCCAACCCCAACCAGUUGUGGAUCUACGACGACGGCGCGCGCCAAGUGCGCCACAAGACGCACACCAACAUGUGCCUCGACGCGGACCCGUCCGACCCGGACAAGAAGGUCCAAAUGUACACGUGCGCCCAAGGCAAUGCGCACCAGUACUUUGAGAUGCGCCCGAUCCUGUCGCGCGGCCAGUAAGAAUGCACA
Saprolegnia parasitica CBS 223.65 is the source of this 1027-nucleotide messenger RNA. RefSeq lists its product as hypothetical. The record is from RefSeq and is a predicted model, not a curated record. The transcript has a single exon. The coding region runs from base 23 to 1018 and encodes 331 amino acids. NCBI's taxonomy places the organism in Eukaryota, Oomycota, Saprolegniomycetes, Saprolegniales, Saprolegniaceae.